Messenger RNA from Eucalyptus grandis, 2662 nucleotides. Its product is annotated as ABC transporter G family member STR. Gene Ontology annotation, cellular component: membrane. Gene Ontology annotation, molecular function: ATP hydrolysis activity; ABC-type transporter activity; ATP binding. The record is from RefSeq and is a predicted model, not a curated record. The coding region runs from base 1 to 2445 and encodes 814 amino acids. NCBI's taxonomy places the organism in Eukaryota, Viridiplantae, Streptophyta, Magnoliopsida, Myrtales, Myrtaceae. The transcript has 4 exons.
AUGGCUAGGCUUGCGCAGAACAACACGAACCGGAGCCUCGAGUCGCUGCUGGACAUGGACAAGUCCGCGGCCAUGGCCAAGGACGCCGUGCCACCCCUGAGGAAGAUGAUCCCUGGCCAUGGGCUCGAGUUCAGCGGCCUCUCCUACAGUAUCAUCAAGAAGCAGAAGAAGGACGGCGUGUCGGUCAAGAAAGAGGCGUACCUCCUCAACGACAUCUCGGGCCAGGCGAUGAGGAGCGAGGUCAUGGCGAUCAUGGGGCCCAGCGGGGCAGGGAAGUCCACGUUCCUCGACGCGUUGGCGGGGCGGAUUGCGCAGGGGAGCCUCCAAGGUUCAGUCAGGAUUGAUGGGAAGCCGGUGAGUCGCACGAUAAGGAUGAUCUCAUCCUAUGUUAUGCAAGAUGAUCAGCUCUUUCCGACGUUGACCGUCUUCGAGACGUUCAUGUUCGCUGCUGAGGUCAGGCUUCCUCCUUCGAUCUCCAGGGCCGAAAAGCGGAAGCGCGUCCAUGAUCUCCUCGAGCAGCUUGGCCUCCAGAGCACGACUCAUACACGUAUCGGUGAUGAGGGUAGAAGAGGAGUGUCGGGAGGGGAGCGGCGAAGGGUUUCCAUAGGAAUCGACAUCAUCCAUAAGCCGUCGCUGCUGUUUCUCGACGAGCCCACCUCCGGUUUGGACUCCACGAGCGCCUACAGCGUCGUUGAGAAGGUGAAGGACAUAGCUCGAGGCGGUAGCAUCGUGCUCAUGACCAUCCACCAGCCUUCCUAUAGGAUUCAGUUGCUCCUGGACCGCAUCACAGUCCUGGCAAGGGGAAGGUUGAUAUAUAUGGGGAGUCCUCUGGCGUUGCCUACUCACCUUUCCGGAUUCGGAAGGCCAAUUCCCGAGGGCGAGAACAGCCUCGAGUACCUCCUAGAUGUGAUCAAGGAGUAUGACGAGUCGACCAUCGGCCUCGAUCCGCUCGUGCUGUACCAAAGAGAUGGCAUCAAACCUACCCAAGAAGCUAGGACCCCAGUUAGAAAGACACCGAAAGGGCCGAAAACUCCGAAGACUCCUCGUGGACACACCCCUAGUUCGAAGCUCAAUCUCCGCUCUCAGACCUACACUCCUAGAGGGCAGAAGACUCCUCGAUCUGACUCUGAACAGUUCGACUACUUAGAAGACGAAGACGACGACGACAACGACGAAUUCGACAACUCGCUGGAGCGCAAAGCGAUACAGACACCAAUGCACUCGCAGAGCGGUGUGCACCCAAGAUUGGCGUCCCAUUUUUACAAAGACUUCUCUGUCUGGCUCUACAAUGGCGUCAAGGGGACGCCACAGCGCCCACCAUCCUGGACUCCGGCCAGGACUCCUGGGCGGACGCCUGGAGGUAAGACGCCGAUGUACGGCUCCCAAAGUCAAAUCUCGAGCCAGUGCCCCACUCCUCAGCACAGCCAUCCUCGGCCCAAGACCCCGCUGGCAUUCGGCCCCGACCCGGACCCAUCUUACGUUACUUCCUAUGAGGAGUUUGAGAUGGAAGUCCUCGAUGAGCCCGACCACAGUCCGAAAUUCGCAAAUCCAUGGCUGCGUGAGGUCGUGGUCCUGAGCUGGCGCACCGCGCUCAAUGUGGUUCGCACGCCGGAGCUCUUCCUCUCACGCGAGAUCGUCCUUGCGGUCAUGGCGCUGAUCCUGUCCUCCCUCUUCAAGAGCCUUCACUACCGCAAUACCAAAACCAUCAACCGCCUCCUCAAUUUCUACAUCUUCACCGUCUGCCUGGUUUUCUUCUCCUCUAAUGACGCCGUCCCGACCUUCAUCCAAGAGCGCUUCAUCUUCAUCCGAGAGACGUCCCACAACGCAUACCGAGCUUCGUCCUAUGUCAUCUCGUCUCUCAUCGUAUACCUCCCCUUCUUCGCGGUCCAGGGCCUCACAUUCGCGAUUAUCACCAAGUACAUCCUCCGCCUCCAGAGCAGCCUCCUCUACUUCUGGAUGAUCCUGUUCGCCUCCCUGAUCACUACCAACGCCUACGUGAUGCUCGUGAGCGCCCUCGUCCCAAGCUACAUCACGGGAUACGCUGUCGUCAUAGCAACCACAGCUCUCUUCUUCCUCACUUGCGGCUUCUUCUUGAAGAGAUCACAGAUACCAGUAUAUUGGAGGUGGCUCCAUUACAUCUCUGCCAUAAAGUAUCCAUUUGAGGCACUGCUAACAAAUGAAUUCAAAGGGGGCCACUGCUACAAUGGCACUCUAUCAGAUCUCUCGCCGGGUCCUCUAGGAAAUUUCACGCCUAGCUUGCUGCAUAUUAACAGCGGUAAUUUCGGCCCAACUUGCGUCGUGAUGGGACAGGACGUUCUGGUCACAAUGGACAUCGACAUGACGAAUAUCUGGUAUGACAUCGUCAUUCUGCUGGCGUGGGGAGUUCUUUACAGGCUCUUCUUCUACGUGGUCCUGAGAUUCUACUCCAAGAACGAGAGGAAGUGAAGUUUUUUAUUUCGGUAAUGCUCCUUGUGUUCUAAGCCAUGCUAUUCCUUCAAUAUACUUUGAAAUAUAGGCAUUCAGAUACUGGCACUGCCCAAAAGUGUAGAAUGGUAAAAACAGAACUGAUUCUAUAUGUCGUUCACAAUAAGCUUUUGCCAUAAAUGAAACCAAGCUACAUUUCUCUUAUAGAAAUAUUACUCUCAUGCAAUACGUGCCAUCA